Chanos chanos (milkfish) is the source of this 1998-nucleotide messenger RNA. It is a transcript of the gene calcr, whose product is annotated as calcitonin receptor. Gene Ontology annotation, biological process: adenylate cyclase-activating G protein-coupled receptor signaling pathway; positive regulation of cytosolic calcium ion concentration; cell surface receptor signaling pathway. Gene Ontology annotation, molecular function: calcitonin receptor activity. The record is from RefSeq and is a predicted model, not a curated record. Lineage: Eukaryota; Metazoa; Chordata; Actinopteri; Gonorynchiformes; Chanidae. Gene Ontology annotation, cellular component: plasma membrane; axon. Bases 1 to 1998 code for a protein of 665 amino acids. The transcript has 17 exons.
AUGCCGAAUGAGAGCAGUGGAUCAUCAGGCUUUUGUGACUAUUUCUGGAGCCUGUCUAUCAGGUUUCUGUGGGCAGCUGAGGGGCAGGCUGAGGUGUUGAGAGUGAACAGCCCCAGUGGGAGUCAGGUUGCACUGGAGAGUGAUUUGCUCACUAAAGUGGAUUUUACAAAGAUAAAAGUGAAGGUCAGACAUCAUGGGAUUGCUCAGGAUCUGCUUGCUUUCGAUAUCUUUAAUGUUGUUCUUCUCUUUUUACAGGGGACUACCAUGGCUGGAUCAGAGACCAAAGCAGAGCCAACAACAGACUUAUCCCUCCAUCCUGCAUUAGUGGUGAUGGAGGGAGAGAUGCAAACUAUGACUGAAAGCCAAUAUAAAUGUCUUGACCUCCUAAGCAGAGAAAUGCCGCCCACAAGAACAGGUCUGUACUGCAACCGAACCUGGGACGGUUGGCUCUGUUGGGACGAAACCCCAGCCGGGACUUAUGCUGCCCAGAGCUGUCCAGACUACCCAGGUUUCGACACCUUGGAAAAAGUGACAAGGUUUUGUGAUGAAUCUGGUAAUUGGCUUCAGAGCCCCUUCAUCAAUAAGACCUGGUCUCCCUGUCUAGCCCACUCAAAGGACAAAUUAAAGAAACCGCAAGUUCAUGGAUUCAGUGAAGCGGAGGAAGACCCCACAGUGGAAACUCUCAUCAGCCCUGUGGUGACUCAGAGGCUGGAAGAGAGGAAAAGAAUAAUUGAUGGCCAAUAUAAAUGCUUUGAGAAAAUGAACAGAGACCUGCCAUAUAACAAAUCAGGGCCAUACUGUAACCGGACCUGGGACGGGUGGCUAUGCUGGGACGACACCCCAGCGGGAACAUACACGUUUCAGAACUGUCCCAACUAUUUCCCUGACUUUGACUCCACAGAGAAGGUCACAAAGUAUUGUGACGAGAAUGGAAAUUGGUUCCGGCACCCUGAAACAAACAGGACAUGGUCCAACUACACCCUUUGCAUUGCCUACACAAAGGAUAAGCUAAAGAUGGCAUUCAUCUUGUACUACAUGGCCAUUGUGGGUCACGCUUUGUCCAUAGCGUCCCUUCUGAUCUCUCUAGCUAUAUUCUUUUACUUCAGAAGUCUGAGCUGCCAGAGGAUAACACUCCAUAAGAACCUCUUCUGCUCCUAUGUGCUGAACUCAGCCUUCACUAUUGUCAACCUUAUUGCUGUGGUCAAUAACCCUAAGGUGGUGGAGAGGAAUCCUGUUGGCUGCAAGGUACUCCACUUUUUCCACAUGUACAUGCUGGGUUGUAACUAUUUCUGGAUGUUGUGUGAGGGGAUCUACCUGCACACACUUAUCGUGGUUGCUGUAUUUGCUGAGGAGCAGCAUCUGCACUGGUAUUACCUCCUAGGCUGGGGAUUUCCCUUGGUGCCUGCGUCUAUCCAUGCUGUGGCAAGGAAAAAGUAUUUCGAUGACAACUGUUGGAUGAGUGUAGACACCCAUCUGCUCUACGUGGUUCACGGUCCCAUCGUUGCCGCGUUGUUGGUGAAUCUGUUCUUUCUGCUAAACAUAGUGAGGGUGCUGGUGACCAAGCUGAGGGAUACUCACCGAGCUGAGUCCAAUAUGUACAUGAAAGCAGUGAGAGCCACCCUCAUCCUGGUGCCUUUACUGGGCAUCCAGUUCGUCAUCUUCCCUUGGCGGCCGGAGAGUCGUUUGGCUGGAGAGAUCUAUGACUACAUCAUGCACAUACUAAUGCAUUACCAGGGAUUGCUGGUGGCCACAAUAUUCUGCUUUUUCAAUGGAGAGGUUCAGGCAGCCCUAAAGAGGCAGUGGAUGCAAUACAAGGCACAGUGGGGCCAACGACGGCGUGAGCACUGCUCCAUGAGAUCUACAUCUUACACCGCCACCUCCAUCACCGAGGUACCAGCUUUCAUGUACCACCAUGACUGCAACAGCGAACAGCUGAACGGCAAGCAGGUGGAGGACUCGGAGCUAGUGGCUCUCAAGGCGGGAGAGGCGUGUGCCUGA